Molecule: messenger RNA, 1290 nt
Organism: Apodemus sylvaticus (European woodmouse)
Lineage: Eukaryota; Metazoa; Chordata; Mammalia; Rodentia; Muridae
Gene: Septin14
Product: septin 14
Exons: 9
Coding region: 1-1290 (429 amino acids)
Biological process (GO): cytoskeleton-dependent cytokinesis
Cellular component (GO): microtubule cytoskeleton; septin complex; cell division site
Molecular function (GO): GTP binding; GTPase activity; molecular adaptor activity
Source: RefSeq, a predicted model, not a curated record
AUGGCAGAAAAAGCAACUAAUACAUCGGUGCAAACACCGGGCAAUGAAGAUCCGCAAAAGGAGGGCAUCCGUUGCUUAACCACUCUUGGGCAUUUUGGGUUUGAAUGUUUGCCCACUCAGCUGGUGAACAAAUCGAUCCAGAAAGGAUUCUCUUUCAAUAUUCUCUGUGUGGGAGAAACUGGAAUUGGAAAAUCAACCCUGAUCAAUACACUGUUCAAUACAAAUCUGAAAGAGAACAAGUCCUCUCAUUUCUACUCGAAGGUUGGACUGAAGGUGAAGACAUACGAACUUCUGGAAAGAAAUAUUCCACUGAAAUUGACUGUUGUGAAGACAGUUGGGUAUGGUGAUCAGAUAAACAAGGAAGCCAGCUACCAGCCAGUCGUUGACUACCUGGACGCUCAGUUUGAGGCGUACCUCCAGGAGGAGCUGAAGAUCAAGCGCUCCUUAGCUGACUACCACGAUUCUCGCAUCCACGUCUGCCUUUACUUCAUUGCCCCUACAGGACACUCCCUCAAGUCCCUGGACCUGCUAACAAUGAAGAACAUUGACAGAAGGGUGAACAUCAUACCCCUGAUUGCCAAAGCCGACUCGCUUUCCAAGAACGACCUACAGCGGUUCAAGAACAACAUAAUGAGCGAAUUGAACAGCAACGGCGUCCAGAUAUAUCAGUUUACGGCCGACGACGAAGCUACUGCUCAAGCAAACAACUCGGGGCUGUUACCCUUUGCUGUCGUAGGAAGUAUGGAGGAGGUCAAGGUUGGCAAAAGAAUGGUCAGAGGCCGCCAUUACCCUUGGGGCGUUUUGCAAGUGGAAAAUGAAAACCACUGUGACUUUGUGAAGCUCCGGGAUUUGCUUCUGUGCACUAAUAUGGAAGAUCUGAAAGAUCAGACCCACUUUCAGCAUUAUGAAUGUUACAGGAGCAGCAGGCUGCAGAAGUUGGGCUUCAGUGAUUUGGGCCCAGAUAACCAGCCAGUGAGUUUUCAAGAGAUGUACGAAGCCAAGAGACAAGAGUUCCACAAUCAGUGUCAGAGGGAGGAGGAAGAACUCAAGCAGACGUUUAUGCAGCGUGUCAAGGAGAAGGAGCUGACCUUUAAGGAUGCGGAAAAGGAGCUGCAGGACAAGUUCGAGCACCUGAAAAGAAUCCAGCAGGAGGAGAUCCUGAAGCUGGAGGAAGAGAGGAGAAAGCUCGAAGAACAAAUCAUAGAUUUUUAUAAGAUGAAGGCCGCCUCCGAGUCAGCACAGGCUCAGGUGUGCACCAAUCUAAAGAAGGACAAAGACCGUAAGAAGUGA